This is a messenger RNA of Fusarium venenatum, 2796 nucleotides long. RefSeq names its product fungal-specific transcription factor domain-containing protein. Lineage: Eukaryota; Fungi; Ascomycota; Sordariomycetes; Hypocreales; Nectriaceae. The record is from RefSeq and is a predicted model, not a curated record. Gene Ontology annotation, biological process: DNA-templated transcription; regulation of DNA-templated transcription. Gene Ontology annotation, molecular function: zinc ion binding; DNA binding; DNA-binding transcription factor activity, RNA polymerase II-specific.
AUGGCCUCACAAACUCCCAAGACACCAUCAUCUGGCGUCUCAGAGAACACUCAGAGAACACCACACCCCGCGGUCUCUGGGCGUCAAAUUGGUGUCGCCACUAUUCCCUAUGAUCGCCCCGUGGCCCUUAUGACCUCGGGCGCCCCGCUGCUGAAUCCGCGCAGUUGCGUUACCUGUCGCAGGCGUCGAGUCCGAUGUGACAAGACGAUGCCAUGCAGUAACUGUCGCCGGGCUCAAAGCGAUUGUAUGUACCCUGCGCCAGGCCGCGCGCCAAGGCAGAUGCAGACGCACAUUCAGACACAUCAUGCGCCAGCUCCAGGACAUAGUGAGCGUGAGAUGGAUCUAAUGGAACGCCUGCGAAAACUCGAGGGGCUCGUCUAUGAAAUGAGUGGUCAAGGAACUACGAGCGAAAACGACUUAGAAGCAAGCACAAACGAGUUACCAAAGCCUCGAGGUACCACCAAUGGCGCACAAAGCAUAGUUGAAGCGACUCAAGAAAAAGUCCAUAAAGAUACUCAGAAUCUCUGUUUCUCACAGGUCAACAAGCAACUCGGCCGCCUAGUGCUUCACGAUGGAGACUCAACACCCAGAUACGUCCACAGUGGCUUUUUUGUCAAACUCAACGAUGAGCUUUCUGAAAUUCGUAAUGAAAUGGAGAUAUUGAGUUCCCAGGAUGAGGAAGAUGAAUUUCAGGACGAUACAACCCCUGAGCAAUCGCCUCCUCAAAACUCCGGACUUGAGAACGACCAUCACAGCUUUAUUUUUGGUUACAACUCUUCUGAUAUUGAUCUUCGGAGUCUUCAUCCGCUCCCCGCUCAGGGCUCUUUCCUGUGGCAGAUCUUCCUAGAGAACAUUGAACCUCUCGUCAAGGUCCUACACAUUCCUACUAUGAGCAAACUCAUGGCGCAAGUCAGACGUGGGGAGCAUGAUCUCCGUCCUGGUGAUGAGGCACUCGUUUUCACCAUAUAUUAUGCGGCUGUAGUUUCCUCGGAGAAACAAGAAAUCGAAACCAAUCUUGGUGGUUCUCAAUCUCACUUCAUCUCUCAAUUCCGCUUUGCACUUGAACAAGCCUUAGCCAAAUCUAACCUUCUCAAUACUACCAGCAUGGCCGUGUUGCAAGCCUUUGUCAUCUACCUAACCGUAGUCAAGUGCCAUGAUGACAGUAAGUUCUGCUGGACACUUACAAGCCUCUGCGUCCGAAUGGCUCAAGCGCUCGGCCUCUAUCGCGACGGCCAACAAUUAGGCCUACCGCCAUUCGAGGUCGAGAUGCGUCGUCGUCUCUGGUGGGCAAUCGUCGCGCUUGAUAUCCGCUCAGCCGAAGAGAUGGGCUCCGAUCUUAUCAUAAGCGACAAGACCUACGACACUCAGCUUCCUUCCAAUAUUAACGACACUGAUAUUGAUCCGUCUUUUAUCGAAAUGCCUACUCCACGCCAAGGUCGUACGGACUCGUCCAUAUGUCUAACACGAUAUGAGGGGACUGCUCUAGUCCGUGGACUGUUCGCAGCUGUGGCUCGUAUGCAACCUGUUGAUCCUAAAAACGUUGAGAAAAGCCUCGAAGAGCGUGAGCAUAUGCUUGUUGAAGUCUACGAGCGCAUGGAAGAUAAGUUUCUUAAGCAUACCAUCAGGGAAGACGAUCCCGUUUUCUGGGUUGCUUCUCUCAUUUCGAGGAUCAUGAUGGCCAAGGUCGGACUCCUCGUCUAUCAACCCGUUUUAUUUCCAGGAACUGGCCCCGAGGCAUCGAUGGAGAUCCGUGGUCGGUUGUGGCAGUCAUGUAUUGAGAUCGUUGAGUACACUCAUAUUCUUAAUGUCGACCCAGCCUGUAAGCAGUGGCGCUGGUUGUUUCUGACUUACCGACAAUGGCACGCCAUCGCCUAUAUGCUCCUUGAACUCUCCAAGCGACCAUGGGGCAUCAACUCAGAGCGUGCAUGGGAAGCAGCGCAGAUCUUGGAAUAUGACCACCCGAUCGAAGGCGCAAGUCACUCCGAUCACACAGCGGUAUGGAUGCCCCUCAAGAGGCUCUUUACUAAAGCCAAACGCCAUCGUGAAGCAGAACUUGUGCGCCUUCGCGCCAAUCCGGAGGCUGCCAGGCAACUUGAUCGAGAGGAUAAGCUAAAACCUGUGCUUGAACGCAUUGGUCCUGCUCCUGGGAUGGAGAAACGCCUUUCAGAGCUGAGACUCCGUUGGAGAAGAGCCUUUCGAUUGGGGGCCUUUUCUGAUGAUGUCCAAUAUCAGAAUAUUCUGCCGCACCCAAAGCAUAGCUCUACGUCCAGUGCACCUGCAAAUACUGUGCCUCCAAACUUACAGCAACCACCACCAGAUCCUACACAGUUGGUAAAUCCGCUUAGCUUUGAUCCCAAUACGUGGCAGCAUUUACAAGCCGGAAACCCCGGCAUAGAAAUCUAUUUCGAAGGAGGUAACUCAGACACACAGAACUUGGGUGGUCUGUACGCGGGUGGGAAUAGCUUGGGGAGCAUGUCGAGCAUCGCCUCACCCGCCGUGUCUGGAGUAGCCUCUACGCAUCUAGCCGAUAAUGACCAUCAAGCAAUUGGGGGCAAUCUUUCACCUUGGCCUAGCUCAGAUGUCUUCCAUCACGCACAAGACCCAGGUUCUUUGGGAGACAUGGAUAACAUUUUCCAAACCAACAAUCUACCAUCUACAGGCCUUGACUUGAACAUGGAUCCUGGCGAGAUUGACGAUAUCGAUUGGAAGAACUGGGACGAGGCACUCCGGAAUCUUAACAGGCCGGCUAUUGUCCAAGCAGGAGCCGCCGGACAAGGAAGCUGGGGAGGGAUGUGA